AUGUUUGCGUCGCGGAAGAGCUCGGAGGACGGACCGCGCAUGGGCCCUGAGCGCGACGCCGACUCGCUGGGCGAUGACGAGCACGACGUGCUGCGCAAGGCGAUCGCGUCGCCGAUCGACGACGAGGCGGUGGUCGCCCACGUCGCGACCCUCGUGCAGCUCUGCCAGCUGCGGCACCAAGCACAGGACGCGCGCACUGAUCCAUUGGGGCUGAGCCUCGGCGCUGGACGGCACAAGGACGACCGGACGUACCUCAAGCAUGUGGCCGAGAUCCUUGCCGACUUGCGUCGCGUCCGCGUCGACGGCGCAUCGCUCGUGGCCAUGUGGGAGUGCGUGCAGGACCUUCUCAGCCACCGGUCCGCCGACGCCCGCGCGCUUGCAUUUGACUUUAUCGACACGUGCUUUGACUUGCACGCUGACCGGGCGCUCAUGGCGCUGCGCACCUCGAUCUUUCGCGCGCUGCUGCAAGGCCACGGCGACUAUAGUCGGCGGCAAAAGAGUCUGCGCCGCGUGCUGCAGGACGGACGGCUCGUCGGCCCGUUCGCGACCGACCUCGGACCGUACCUUCUCCAGCUGCUGCGCGAGUCGGACGCGCAGAAGGAUCUCCUCUCGCUCCUCCACUGCAUCGUUCGGCGCUCACCGCAUGCGCUCUCUCUGGAGGUUAUCACGGAGUUUGCUGUGACGCUGGCCGCGCACUCGGACGUGGCGUGGACGCGCGGCGACACGGACGUGGGGGAGCGCUUCCUCAUGUUUGCGUCCAAGCUUGUGGCGCACAAGCUCGAUCGCGCUGCGUCAGCACCCGCGUGUCUCCAGACGAUCUGCGGACUGGCCAACAGUCUGGCCGACCUCACCUGGGGCGUCAUCAAGAAGCUGCUCUUGGGCCCGAGCCGGCACCAUACCCUCCACGGGCUCCUGGACCUUCUCGAGACGAAAGCGACGUCGCCGUACGUCCAGCGCGGCGCCAUCUACUUUCUCGCCAUGUCGUGCUGGGGCUGGAAGCGCAUCACGGAGCUCGAGUUUGGCUGGGCCACGAUUUUGCAGAGCCACCGGCGCGCGCUCGAGUCCCACCACGUUGUCGUCGUCCAAGAAGUGGUCGUCUCGCUCCUCCGGCUCGUCAAAAAGUACGGCGACCAGCUCUUGGUCGAGUGGCGCAUCAUCUUUGACUGCUUGUUCGCGCUCCAGCCAUGGGUGCUCUCGCCGGACCGCCCAGUCGAAAUUCGCACCAACCUUCUCGAGACGCUCGUCCUCAUCGACAAGCUCGUCGACGCCGACCAGUUUCAAGGCGACGUUGAUGCCUUCCUGGAUGUCGCCCAAGUGUACCUCGCGCAGUGCCCCGAGCCGCUCCUUAUGCGGCUUGUGGCGCAUCGCGGUGCGGCGUGCCACCCCGUGACGCACCCGCAGUGGUCGAGUCACCUCGCCGACGUUUUGACGCAUUUUUACCAUGCCACGGCGGUGCCGUCGCCCGUGCGGCUCGCAGCGCUGCACGUGCUGUUCGAGACGCUGGACGCGAGUCGGUUCCUUUGCGAAGACCGGGUCCUCGAGGAGUUUCUUCUGCCGGCGCUCGAGUGUGUGUACGACGACCCGAGCCCGGACGUGCGCUCGUCGGGGCUCAACCACCUCGCGCGCGUCGCCGAGCACGUCGAGACGACCAAGUUUCACGCGCUCGUCGAUAUCUUGCACAAUGCGGUCGUCGCGUCCAAGUCGACCGACGCCCAAGAGAUUGGCGUCCACGCGAUCGUCAAGCUCUUUGAAGUGUGCUUCUUGCACGUCCCGCUGGUCCGCGCCGUGCGCACGUACGAGCUAUUGACAGGCUACUGUGCGACGCACCGGCAUGUGGCCGUGCGCCGGACCGCGGUCGAGUGUCUCUUGCGUCUCUCGACAGCCAACGCGUCGUACCAGAUGCAAUUGGAGCUGCCCCACGAAACCAAAGUUUCGCGGCUGCUAGUGUCGGCUCGGAGUGCUGUCUCGCAUGGUCUGCACAUGGCGUGUGUGCCGGUGGCCAAGGCUGUCGUCGCGCUUCUGAGCCUCGCGAGCACAGAAACCCACACGGACGUACUGGAGCUUGCCAUCGCUGCGCUGCGCAAGAUGCUCGAGAACCGGUUCGUGCUCCACGACGUGAACCUGAGCGACAUGGCGCUCAAGCUCGUGUCGUGUGUCGAGUGCCGCGCGUUUGGCCGCGCUGCGAUCGCGCACGGACUCGCUGCCGACGUGAGUCCGAGCGCAUGGCGGCGCGCGGCGGCCACGUACCUCGAUCGCGGCUUUGAGCUGCUCCUGCUCUUUGGCAGCACGGACGCCCAGCUCAAUGCGGCGGCGCAGCGCCGACUCUUCUUAACAUUUGUCCACGGCCUCGACCUGCGCCCGUCCGUGGCCGCCUGGCCGGCAAAUGGCGUCCCCACCGCCCCGGAUAUGGCGCUCCAGGCCGCGGAACGGGCGCUGGCCCACACUGUGACCUCUGGCCUCGGGACGCUCUCGCUCUUGAUGCCGGACGAAGCGGAGAGCGUGCUUCCCGCCAUCGUCGACGCGAUCGUCCAACGAACGUGCACCACGGACGACGGCAGCUUUGUCCCCGACCUCGUGUGCAUGGGCCUCGAGCUGCUUCUAAACUUGUUUCGAGCGCACCGGACGCGAGCACUGGCCGAGGUGCAGUCCGAUGCGAUUUUGCACUUUGCGCUGCGGGGACUGCACUUGCCGAGCGCGCCAAAGCGCAUCGUGUACAGCGCCUACAUGGUGCUCGCACACUGCUUUGCCUGCGCGCCCGUGGCGCUCCGGGGCGCGUUGGCCCACGCCGCGGUGCCGUUACUAUCAAGUCCAGACGCGCCCGUGCUGGACCAAGUCGCCAUGGACUACAUCAAGUCGAUCGCGUUUGCACCGGCAACGCCCGAGCCCGCGCCCCGCCUCUUGCCCGCGCCCCGCCAAGUAUCGUGGAGCUUUCAAAACACGAUCGUGACGGUCCGGACCGGGCUCGGCGUCACACAGGUCGUCGUCCGACGCGCGACCGGCACCCAGCGCUACCGUCUCGACACAUCGCCCAAGGAGGAGGCGCACCCGCUCCAUGUCAUGAGCCAGCUCUUUGACAUCAACCCACUCGUGGCACACCAGCUCAGCGGCUUGGACGAGCUCGUCGACGGUGACGGGCUCACACGGGCGCUGAGCGUCCUCGAUCUCUCACCACCCUACGAGACGCACAAGAUCGGCGUCCUCUACGUGGCCCGCGGCAAGGCCAACGAGAAGGACGUGCUCUCGGUCGUCGGUGGUAGCCCUCGCUAUGUGCGCUUCUUGCGCGGUCUCGGGCGCAUCGUUCGCAUGGACGCCAUCGACGGCUACAACGGGGGCCUCGACACGUCGCCGAACAGCAGCGACGGCACGUACGGCCUUAUCUACCGCGACUCGUGCCUGCAGGUUGUGUUUCACGUUCCUACCAUGAUGCACGGACCGCUCUCCGAGCCAACGGAGAACGACGGCACCUCGUCGCCGUCAUUGUCGAGCGCCGAGGACGGCGACGGACGGCGACACAGCAAGAAGCGUCAUCUCGGCAACGACUUUGUGCACAUAAUUUACUUGGACGACGUGCACAGUGACGUCGCGGACGAGCCGGUCGUGUCCGGACACUUUACGGACGUCCGUAUCGUCGUCCAGCCGCUCGACGAGUGCCCGUCGUUCUACCGCGUCCGCGUCCUCUGCAAGCAAGACGGCCUCGUGUUUGGUCCGCUGAGCGGGACACAAAUCGUGCCGGCGCUCUGCGUGGCCGAGGCCGUCCGGCUCACGGCGCUGAACGCGAGUUUGGCCUGCCGCGCGUUCCACCACGACCGCAUCGAGUUUGUGCUCAACGCAGAAGACCGCCUCAAGCAGAUCAAGCUCAUUGGGCAGCGCUGGAAAGUGCAAGCGUCCUAA
Messenger RNA from Saprolegnia diclina VS20, 3891 nucleotides. RefSeq lists its product as hypothetical. The record is from RefSeq and is a predicted model, not a curated record. The transcript has 7 exons. Gene Ontology annotation, biological process: regulation of small GTPase mediated signal transduction; positive regulation of GTPase activity. Gene Ontology annotation, molecular function: GTPase activator activity. Lineage: Eukaryota; Oomycota; Saprolegniomycetes; Saprolegniales; Saprolegniaceae. Gene Ontology annotation, cellular component: nucleus; cytoplasm. Bases 1 to 3891 code for a protein of 1296 amino acids.